UCUAAGGAAGGAUGAACAUCCGAUGUGUCUGAUUAUACCAACUAGAAGGCCACAAAGAAAUUAGCCAGUUGGACCUAGCCUCUCAAGAUUUAACUUAUAUAGAUCCUAUCAUUGGGGAGUCAGGUUUCUGGCCUUCAAGAACCUCCAUUGCUCAAGACCACAUUGCAUGUUUUCAAUUCACUUUUGGUUCCUGCUCCUGGACUGGUCUGUUCAGAUUAUCAACUGUGGCCACUGGUGUGGUCAAUACAUAACUCUCAUAAAACAGCCCAGAGAACAUCAGCCUGGAGUGGGGGUGGGGACAUUCUCAUAAAAGCCAUCAGGAUGGAGCCCCUCUAAAGCAGAGAGAAUCUCAAGGUAUCUGAGUCCAUGAGCCUCCUUGCUCUGCUACAAGAUCAAAAAGAACACAGAGCAAACCAGAGCAGCUGCCCCCUGAACAGCCUUCCUGGGAAGAUGCACCUGCUUCUGCUCCUGCUCCUGCUCCUGCUGGCCUGCUUCCUGCCCCCCGGUACACAGGCAGGGGAGAUCCUCGGGGGACAUGAGGCCAGACCCCACUCCCGCCCCUACAUGGCAUGUCUGAAGAUCUCAGAGAAAGUGUCUGAGUGCUUCUGUGGUGGUUUCCUAAUACGAGAGGAUGUCGUGCUGACAGCUGCUCGCUGUAAUCAACGUUCAAUCACUGUCAUCCUGGGAGCCCACAACAUCAGCAAGACUGAGAGCACCCAGCAGGUCAUCCCAGUGAGCAGAGCCAUCCCCUACCUGAACUAUAAUGUUCACAAUGACAUCAUGUUGCUGAAGUUGGAGAGAAAGGCCAAACUGACCUCAGCUGUGCAGCUCCUCAGGCUGCCCACUCCCAAGGCCCAGGUGAGGCCAGGACAGGUGUGCAGUGUGGCUGGCUGGGGGAGAACUGCUGGCUGUAAUAAAAAACAUCCAAACACACUGCAAGAAGUGGAGCUGAUGGUGCACAAUGAUUCUCAAUGUCAACGUCAUCAUAAAUCAUAUAGCAAAGCCACACAGCUGUGUGCGGGAGGCCUACAAGGACAUAAGAGUUUCUUACAGGGGGACUCUGGGGGUGCCCUUGUGUGCAAUGGAGUGGCCCAUGGCAUUGUGUCCUAUGGAGAUGUAUGUGGAGAAAAAUUAGGGGUCUAUACCAGGAUCUCCAGUUACAUGCUGUGGAUAAAGGAAAUCCUGCAAGCACACACAGAAAGCUGACUCAAGGGGAGGACGCCUGACUAUGACUCCAGCAACGCUUGAAAAGGCACAGCAGUGGCCUGUCUCUCUGCCCAUCUCUCACUCAUUCUCUCACUCUCACUUUUGCAAUAAAAUAAAUUUUUUU
Molecule: messenger RNA, 1330 nt
Organism: Erinaceus europaeus (western European hedgehog)
Lineage: Eukaryota; Metazoa; Chordata; Mammalia; Eulipotyphla; Erinaceidae
Product: granzyme B(G,H)-like
Exons: 5
Coding region: 367-1206 (279 amino acids)
Biological process (GO): proteolysis
Cellular component (GO): intracellular membrane-bounded organelle; cytoplasm
Molecular function (GO): serine-type endopeptidase activity
Source: RefSeq, a predicted model, not a curated record